GAGACGUAAACAAGCUCUCAUGUCUUUUCGCUUGCUUCCAUGGACUCCAACAAUAACAGCUCUUUUAUAAGAGCUUUCUUCCAUAAUAAUAGGUCCAGCUCUUUAUCAAUAGCUGAACGGAUCUGUACAGCUUGUAUACCGUUCAUAGCCAUCAUAGAGGUUCUAGUAAUCUCUAUCGUUGGCAGUUGCGAGAAUCGGCAACCACCCAAGAAAUGCCGCUUAGCCAUCAGAGAUCUGGCUCGACUCGCUAAUGAAUCUCGAUUUACUGUUAACGAAGUGGAGGCUUUGCAUGAGCUUUAUGAUGGUUUGAGUUGUUCGAUUAUCAAAGAUGGGUUGAUUCACAAGGAAGAGCUCCAGUUGGCACUCUUCCAUACUCCACAAGGCGAGAAUCUUUUUCUGGAUCGGGUUUUCGAUCUUUUUGAUGAAAAGAAAAAUGGUGUCAUUGAAUUUGAGGAAUUUGUUCACACACUCAGCAUCUUUCAUCCCUAUGCCCCAAUGGAAGAGAAAAUUGAUUUUGCGUUUAGGCUAUAUGAUCUGAGACAAACAGGGUUUAUUGAGCGGGAGGAAGUUAAGCAGAUGGUAGUUGCCAUUUUGAAUGAAUCCGAAAUAAAAUUGUCAGAUGACCUUGUUGAAUCGAUCAUUGACAAAACAUUUGCUGAUGCUGAUACUGACAAGGAUGGUAGAAUCAAUAAAGAUGAAUGGAAGGAAUUUGUGAUUCGUAAUCCAUCCCUUUUGAAGAACAUGACUCUUCCUUAUCUAAAGGAUGUCACGACGAUAUUUCCCAGUUUUGUUUUCAAUACUGAGGUUGAAGACUGAAAAUCCAAGAUGCUUUCAACCUUGGUGAUUUAGUACAUAAGAAGCUGCAUUGUAUGUUAUGGAUUUUCUGCCAUUUUGCUUCAAGGAGGCUUUGAUCCUGCUAGACAAUUCAUGUGUAUUGGGUUUUGACAAGGCAGCAUGCCCUGAUUUCAUACAAACGAAAGUAGAACAGUGGGGAUGUUCUUAUCGACCUCUCAGCUACAGGCAUAGCGUACAGUUUUAAAAUGAGCUGAGUUGCUUUAAUCCAAAGCAUUGUAUAGAGAGUAGAAAACUCGAUUUUUUUAAUGACUGUGUUUUGUAUUAGAUACUAUUGUAAAUUGUUUUUCCUGGUAAUCUAACUCACCUGAGGCCGUGGGAGUGAAGAUUUUUCUGAA
Pistacia vera is the source of this 1190-nucleotide messenger RNA. RefSeq names its product calcineurin B-like protein 10. Gene Ontology annotation, biological process: calcium-mediated signaling. NCBI's taxonomy places the organism in Eukaryota, Viridiplantae, Streptophyta, Magnoliopsida, Sapindales, Anacardiaceae. The record is from RefSeq and is a predicted model, not a curated record. The coding region runs from base 40 to 816 and encodes 258 amino acids. The transcript has 9 exons. Gene Ontology annotation, molecular function: kinase binding; calcium ion binding.